AUGGAGAGCUCCAGCCUGUGGACCAGCGCUUUGGUGUGUGCUGUUCUCGUGUCCCUUCUGAGUGGUGCAAACGCAAACGACUCGGAGAUGGAUGUGGAAUUGGAUACGAGAGCCAUACGAGAUUUCUACCCCAAAGAUCCAAACUUAACCAGCGAAAAACAGCUCCUUGGAGCACUCCAAGAAGUUCUGGAAAAGUUGCAGACAAAAAGAAUUCCGCCAUGGGAAAAGAAGUUUGGGCAAGUCCCAAUGUGCGACGUAGGAGAGCAGUGCGCGGUGAGGAAAGGAUCUCGAAUCGGCAAGAUGUGUGACUGUCCGCGCGGGGCGUUCUGCAACUUUUUUCUGUUGAAGUGUUUGUGA
Molecule: messenger RNA, 357 nt
Organism: Chanos chanos (milkfish)
Lineage: Eukaryota; Metazoa; Chordata; Actinopteri; Gonorynchiformes; Chanidae
Gene: cart2
Product: cocaine- and amphetamine-regulated transcript 2
Exons: 3
Coding region: 1-357 (118 amino acids)
Biological process (GO): negative regulation of appetite; positive regulation of MAPK cascade; cellular response to starvation
Molecular function (GO): neuropeptide hormone activity
Source: RefSeq, a predicted model, not a curated record